UUCUUGUCAUUCCAGAUUGUCGUGCCAAUCCAUUACAUGUGGCGCCCUGACAUAACGAUAGAAGACGGCGCAGCUGAGAUUGUUUCCCCCAACAAUGGCAAGGUCACCAAAGAAGGCCAUCUCAUCUGGAAAACGAGGCAGCGCAUGCGCUUUUCGUGUGACCUCCAAAACCUCACGUCUCUUUCCGGGGCAACGUGUCGCAUUCAGCUGGGAUCCUGGUCCUAUACCAAGCAAGAACUGACCCUGAGGCUACUUGACCCAGCCGAAGUCCUAACCAGCGGCUACAGCGUGAACUCCCGGUAUAAACUGAUGAACGCUUCGUUAGAAGAGAGUUCGUAUGAACUACCCGCAGGCCAAUAUGAAGAGAUUACGCUGAUAUUUUCUCUCCGGGACAAA
Lymnaea stagnalis (great pond snail) is the source of this 396-nucleotide messenger RNA. NCBI's taxonomy places the organism in Eukaryota, Metazoa, Mollusca, Gastropoda, Lymnaeidae. The record is from the annotation of a GenBank genome assembly.